Messenger RNA from Peniophora sp. CBMAI 1063, 738 nucleotides. The record is from the annotation of a GenBank genome assembly. NCBI's taxonomy places the organism in Eukaryota, Fungi, Basidiomycota, Agaricomycetes, Russulales, Peniophoraceae.
AUGUCUGCCUACGGACCACAGCCUACGCGCCCCGAUCGCCCCCUCCUUCCCUCGACAGCUUGGCACCUUGCUCCCGCCAAACUUGGCAAACCCGCGAGCCCGUUCUCGUUUCUGACUCUGCACCAUCUUACUGCAUCAACGGCGCGAUCCAUCGACGGGCUCAUUGAUUAUACGCACUCGGUCUUUGCUGCCGAGGUCGAGUCGGGCUUGACCUAUCCGCAAGAGGUCGCAUACGGCGAGCAGUAUACACGUGAAGCAUUCGAAGCCUACAUUUGGGGAGCGGAUGUCAUUCUCGCGAUCGGUGUCACUGGUGAUACUGCGAGCGUAGCAAACGGUGCUAGUGUCGACAUUGGCGUCGAAGAGGCGAGAGGUGGUAGAACCUGGGAUGAGUCCCUUGUCGGGUUCUACUAUGUGAAGCCCAACUACCCCGGUCGCUCUUCGCAUAUCUGCAACGCUGGUUUUGUCAUUACGCCCGCUCAUCGCCAAUUUGGCUACGGCAAAGUUCUGGGCACAUCGUAUCUGCACUAUGGGCCUGCACUCGGCUUCAAGGCAAGCGUGUUCAACUUGGUGUACACGUCAAAUGUUGGAAGUCUGAGGAUCUGGGACUCUCUUGGAUUCCAGCGCGCUGGUCUCAUCCCCCGCGCUGGCCGGCUACGAAAGCCGGACGGCUCGGGAGAGGUCUGGACAGAUGCUGUAGUCUUCUACAAGUCCUUCAUACCGGACGAGGAGUGGGCAUAG